AUGAACGAAGAUAGAGCCAUUAGAUUGGACUCGAGUUAUUGGAAAUCCGAAACAGAAACGGUGUAUUUGGCAGGUCACUAUUUAUGGAUUGCAAACAGUGGAUGCAAGCAUGACGCAGAGCAUUAUACUAACAGUUAAUAGGCCCCAAAAUCAAAGAGCAGCGACAACAUUAACGCUAAGUUAGGUUUAGUUAUUAAAUCUGGUAAGUACACCUUAGGAUACAAGUCCGCCGUCAAGUCUUUAAGAACUGGUAAGGCUAAGUUAAUCAUCAUUGCUGGUAACACCCCAGUCUUAAGAAAGUCUGAAUUGGAAUACUACGCUAUGUUGUCUAAGACCCAAGUUUACUACUUCCAAGGUGGUAACAACGAAUUAGGUACCGUUUGCGGUAAGUUAUUCAGAGUCGGUACUUUAGCUAUCUUAGAUGCUGGUGACUCCGAUAUCUUGUCUUCCAUCAACUAA
This is a messenger RNA of Debaryomyces tyrocola, 459 nucleotides long. The record is from the annotation of a GenBank genome assembly. Lineage: Eukaryota; Fungi; Ascomycota; Pichiomycetes; Serinales; Debaryomycetaceae.